AUGUAUAUACCAUUAUUAGGAAGAUUACAUUUAUUAGAUUGGCCAUUUAUAGUCAUAUCGUUUAUGUUGGCCUGGAUUGAAUUUAUUAUAUCUAUGAUAACAUUAUUAUUACCACCAAGUAUAAUUGAUUUGUUUACAUUUACAACAAAAUUAAUUUAUAGGUUUACAUCAAAUCCAAUAAAUUUAAUUACAAAACAUAAACGAAUAAAUACAAUAGAUAAAGAAGAAGAAGAACAGGAAUAUAAAUAUCUGUAUAUUAAUCCAAAUUUAGGUAAUAUUACUAAAAGAAAAUAUGAUUUAAUGAUUGAAUUGUUAAAUGCUGAAAAUAUUGAACAAAUGGUUAAUUUAUUUGGUUAUACAAUUGAAAGUAGAAUUGUUAAAACUAAAGAUAAUUAUUUAUUAACAGUACAAAGAUUAAAGGGGAAAUCAGAUAGACAACAACGUAUACCAAAUGGUAAAGUAAUUUAUUUACAUCAUGGUUUAUUAAUGUGUAGUGAAAUUUGGGUAACAAUGAUUGAUAAAUAUAAAAAUUUACCUUAUUUGUUAUAUGAAUUAGGUUAUGAUGUUUGGUUAGGUAAUAAUAGAGGUAGUAAAUAUAGUCAAAAACAUGUAUUUGCUAAUAUAAAUUCAAAUGAAUUUUGGGAUUUUUCAUUAGAUGAAUUUGCAUUAUUUGAUAUUCCUGAUACUAUAGAUUAUAUUUUAGAAGUUACAAAAGCUCCGAAAUUAACAUAUAUUGGUUUUAGUCAAGGUACUGCGCAAGCAUUUGCUAGUGUAUCUAUUAAUGCUGAUUUGGCUGGCAAAAUAGAACAAUUAAUUGCAAUUUCCCCAGCAACUACUCCACAUGGGUUAUAUUCUAAAUUUUUGGAUAUUUUCUUAAAGACUUCACCAAAUGUGACCUAUUUAUUAUUUGGACGUCGUGCACUUAUGCCAUCAUGUAUAUUUUGGCAAAAGAUAAUGUAUCCUCCAUUGUUUGAUAAUAUGAUUGAUAUUGCCAAUUAUUUCUUAUUUAAUUGGAAAGCAGAAAAUAUUACUAAAUUACAAAAAAUGAGUAGUUAUGCUCAUUUAUAUUCACCAACAAGUGCUACAUGUUCGGUUCAUUGGUUUCAAGUAAUGUCAUCGAAAAAUUUCCAAAUGUAUCAUGAUACUAAUUCUAAAUUAACUGGUUUCCAUCCAAUUAGUUAUCCUUUAAAGAACAUUGAUAUACCAAUUCAUUUAAUUUAUGGAACUACUGAUUCUUUGGUUGAUAUUAAUGUCAUGAAAGAACAACUUCCUGAUAGAGCAACCACAACUCAUCCUGUCCCCGAUCAUGAACAUUUAGAUAACUUAUGGGGAAAUGAUGUUUAUGAUUUGGUGUUUAAACAAGUAUUACAUUAUUUAGGUGAAAAUACUGAUGAAGUAACUGCCAGAUUUUUUAAUCAAUCGAAAGAAAAUGAACAAUUAAUUGAAGAUAUAAUUGUUAAUAAUAGUAAUGGCGAAGUAACAGAACUGGAAAUUGAUGAAAUUUCCUCAAAUCAAUCGUAUCUAAAAACCAAGGCAUUUAAACAAAUGAAUGGCACAGACCUUUCAUAUAUCAAACAAGAAUCCUUAAGGGCCAAUCCAACCGAUUUGGGGGAAGACUUUCGUCCAGAUGCCCUUAUAAAGAAGAUUAAACAACAAAUUCCAAGAUCAUUGCCGUAUUAUGAUAAUCUUGAAGUUACUGUCGACAACGAAGAUCCUAUAGUCAAAGAGCUCAUGAAGUUACGUCCUCAAAAACCAACUCUUGUCCUCCAUAGAUCACAGCCAAUUGAUGAAUCGAUUGAAAAUGAAAUAUUAACCUAUUCAGCAAGAUUGCAAGAAUUAUUAUACUUAUUACUUAAAGAAACCAAUCUCGAUGAUAAUAUUAGAAUAUCUAUUGAAAGUUCGUUAUUUGAUAUGUCAUCUUAUUUGCCGAAUCAUAGAGCUCUGUAUUAUGAAACAGGUGGACUUGAUAGUGGAGAUCCUACCUCUCCCCAACAACCAUUGUCUAAGAAACAACAACAACGAAAACAAAAUUUACUCAGACCAAUUCAAGUGAGUAAUAUGUUCUUAUUUCCAAAUAAUUCGCUUUGCAGAAUAAUAAUUGAUAAUUACGAUUAUUUAAUUGAAUUUUGUUCAAGUUAUUUUAAUCUUUCAUUAGCAUCUCAUAUAACUAAAUUCUUGGUGGAAUUAAUCUAUAAUUUACAAUAUUGGGAAGUAGUUCAUUUGGUUUAUAUGAUACCCAAAUUCACAUAUAUCUUGAAAUUGAUUGAUUUUGAAAUCAUAAAUACAUCUUUUGGUCCACUUAUUAAACCUCCAACAACUUAUUUGUGUGACGAUAUGUUACUGGGAUUGCAAUAUCCUUUCCCUUAUCCAUUUUAUAAUUAUUCCUAUCAUUCUUUCAAUUCAAAAGCAGAUGAAGAUAAAUUGAAGAGAGUAAGAAUUUCUUCCUAUUUAGAUAUAUCAUUGAAAUCAGAAGACCAAGAACCACCAUUAAAGAAAAAACGUGGAAGGAAACCAAAAGUCAAACCAAUGACAGAAGAGCUUAGAGAUGAAACAACAGAAAUUGAAUCUAAACUGGCAACACCGGGCCUUCAACAAGAUUUCAGUAUUCAUGGCACUAGCCCUGAUGACAUCAGCAGUAGAGAGGCGACUGUGUCUGUCAAGGAAGAACCCGAAGCGGAACCUACUCCCACAAUUGAUACUGUGUCUUCGAAACCAGAACCGGAAACUUAUGAGAUUUCGCCCACUUCUGUCCAACAACUCCCACUUCCAAGCUUACCACCUCAACAAGAUCAACCACAACCUACAUUUGCUCCACCUGGUCCUAUGCACAAUGUUCCACCAAUGUAUCCUAUGAUGCAGGUAAUCCCACCCGAACACUAUCAAUACUAUCAGUACCAAAUGCAUCCAUAUCAACAACAGCAUCCAGCACAGCAGCCACUACCGCCACAACAAACAAAUCCUCAGCAACAUCAAGAAGGAAUGCAAGAACAACAAACAAUGGACCGUCAUCUUCAGAGUAAUGCUCAACCUUCUUACCCCCAACCACAACAAUUGCCUUCUCUUCAACCAAUCAUGUUACCUCAGCAAUAUCAACAAGGAAACGAAGGUGGAUUGCCUUCGAUAGCUAACCUAACUGGUGCUCCACAACAACAACAACAACAAGAACAACAGCCACCGAUGUUCCCAUUUCAUAAUCAAUUGAAGUUUGUCCCACAAUCACCUAAUAGAACCCAGACUGGAAAUAGUAGUAAUCACCCACUUGGUACUGAAUCAUCAACUAUUGAUGCGUCUCCAGGAUUAGGAGCUUCAUCAUCUCCAGAAAAUUCAUUUGAUACAUCUUCAAUGCUUCACGUAAGACAACAACAUCAACUGCAAGGGGAUAUAUCUGAUUCUUCCAUGAUUAUAGAUGAAAAGGGCAAGAAGUCCAAAUCAAGAGUGAUACAUCAAUGUCAUUUAACUGAUCCAAUUACAUUAGGUAAAUGUCUUAAAAUAUUUUAUGGUAAGAAUGAAUUAUUAAGACAUCAAGAAUUUGUUCAUGCAACCAAAAAGAAAAUAUAUAAAUGUGUUUAUUGUUCUAGAAAUGGGGCCAAGGUUCAGAGUUAUCCUCGUCAUGAUUCAUUAGCUAGACAUAUUAGAAGAAAACAUGGAGUUACAGGGAAGGAAAAUAAGAUGGCUGUGAAUUAUGCCAAAGAAAAUGUGGAAGUUAUUAGUGAUGGUCCUGAAUCUCCGCUUGAAGAUGAUUCGACUGAAAGUGGUAGAACUGGAUAUAGUGAGGGUACAAAUGUUCCUCCUCAACCUCUGUUUGUAAGUAAUGCGAAAGGGAAUUAUAGUGGGUUUUUGCUGUUUAAUAAAGAUUCCGGAGUAUUGGAACCAAUGAGUGAUUUACAAAUAGAACAACAUCGACAAUACCAGCAACAGCAACAACAGCAACAACCACAGCAACAGCAACAACCACAACAGCAUCAACAGCAGCAACAACCACAACAGCAUCAGCAACAGCAUCCACAGCAGCCGCAUAAUAUAUUACCAUCAAUACAGACUAGUUUACACGGAAACGUUGGUUCUUCAUCCAAUCAACCAAUGUAUUCCUCAAUGCAAGGAGGACCACUUCCUGGGAUUCACUACCCUCCUGGUGUGCAAUCCAGUUCACAUAUGAAUCCCCAACAACAGCAACAGCAACAACAACAACAACAGUCGCCCACACAAAAGCAAUCGGUGAAACUUCCUCUGAUUAAAGAGUUGGAGAGUUUUACUUCUGGCAAUAAGCCCAGAAAUCCUGGUGGAAUUCAUCAUGCAAUGGAUAUUGCAUAUUUGAAUGCUGAUGGUGCUACCAAUAAUUGA
Hemisphaericaspora subhashii is the source of this 4341-nucleotide messenger RNA. Its product is annotated as TGL1. Gene Ontology annotation, biological process: lipid metabolic process. The coding region runs from base 1 to 4341 and encodes 1446 amino acids. The record is from RefSeq and is a predicted model, not a curated record. Lineage: Eukaryota; Fungi; Ascomycota; Pichiomycetes; Serinales; Debaryomycetaceae. The transcript is spliced from 3 exons.